AUGAUGCUACAACACCAGCAGCAGCAACAGCAACAACAACAGCACCAGCAACAGCAGCAGCAGCAGCAGCAGCAACAACAGCACGGCCUCCCCGUGUCAAUGCCGAAUGGUACACAAGGACUCAAUGCGGCUCAAAUGGCGGCGAUGCAAGCAAACCCUGGAAUGCGGCCCGUCAACAUGAUGCAUAUUCCGCAGCAAAUGCCACAUGGCCAACCGCCAAGUCUCCAGCAGCAGCAGCAAUUCUUCGCGAUUCAGCAAGCACAGCAGCAAGCGCAGCAGCAGCAGGCACAGCAACAGGCGCAGCAAGCUCAGCAUGCCCAACAACAGGCGAACAACGGACAAUCAGGGCAGCAUACUCCGCAACGUACAUCGGCACAACCCUCCAAUAUGCAUGAACAAAGCGCCACUCCGCAGUCGCAGCAUGGUGGUCCGCAACCCGGCGGUGGCGGCACCCCUCAACCUCCUCAACCUCCUCAACCUCCCCAGCCGCCAUCCACACAAGCCCCGCAAGCGCAAGGUCCGCCUCAGGGCCAGCCGACUCCUAAUGCACCGCCGCAACAAUUGCCACAAGCUCAACAGCCGGGUCAACAGGGUCAACCGGGCCCGCAGCAACAGCCUCCCCAAAAUGCCCAGGGCCAGCAAGGCCAGCAACCGGGUCCGCAAAGUCAACAGCUGACUCCCCAGGAGGCCCAAAUGAAAGCACAGCAACAUCAAAAUGCUAUCAUGUUGCAGCAACAGCAGCAGCAACAGAGAAAGAACCACGCGAUUUUGACCCUUUACGCCUACUCUGAACAUCUAGGCAACUUCCAAUCUCGCAAUGAAGCACAAGAUCUAUCAUAUUGGCAAUCCUUUGUUGAACGUUUCUACUCACCUGGUGGUGUGUUGCGGCAGGGCGUCUGGAACAAUUCGACCGGAUCUAAACAGUUUGAGAUCGCAACUCCCGCUCUGGCUCGUUAUUACCUGACCCAGUUCACGAGUGGGAUUAGUCAAGUUCAAAUGAUGGUGGAAGGUGCUCGCGAACGGGAAGCUCCUAACGGGGGUCAUUAUGUGGAAGCCCCCAAAUGUUCAUUCAUUUAUUGGUUCAAGAAUGAGUGUCAGCUUUUCACAAACGGCACCCUGCGCGCGCAUUUUGAUAUGCACAACAAGCUUGAGAUGCUUGAUCUUCAUGUUCAUAGCCACAACGAGUUCAUUCCGCGGUCUCUGUUGUUGGCCCUAGAGGCGGAUUCCCAAAAACAAAGUCCCAAGGUCCCGAAAAAUGCCAAACGCGCCCAGACUAAGAUGACACCAUCUUUAGCGCUGCCAGAAUCCAUGGUGACUGCCAUGGGAGUACCUACGCCAGUCAUGAGUUUCAUGGAGGUAGCCGAGACCAUUGCCCAGAUGCAAAUGCUGUUCCAAUUCUCGCAAGCCAACCCUCAUCUCUCACCACCCGACGCGCUGCGAAACCUUGUCCACUCCCUCCAGGUGCACAAUGCUCCAUUCGUGUCACCUCAGAUGCCUAUGAACCCUGGCAUGAAUCCGGGUAUGAACCCUGGCAUGAGCCCAAACAUGAAUCCAAACAUGAACCCCAACAUGAACAUGAACCCCGGCAUGAAUCCGGGCAUGAGUCCAAGCAUGAACCCAGGCAUGAAUUUGGGCAUGAAUCCUGGCAUGCAGCCCAUGCAGAAUGUCCGGGGCCAUAGUAUGGGAGCCCCAUCACAGUUUGCCUCGCCGGCCAUGGCCCAUCUCGGUCUCCCUGGGCAGCAAGGCUCGCCUCAUCUGACUGGUUCAGCCCACGCGAGCCCAGCCCAAAGCAACCUUGCCGGCCCCCCAGGGACGAUGCAACCGUCUCCAGCCGGUGUGAACAAUAGUCCAAAUGUAGGUGGCAACAAACGUCGCCGGGCAAGCACCGUCAAGAUGGAGUCCGAGGACGGAGGAGUCGAGGCUAACGGUGCCCCGCAACAGAGCCAACCAAAAGUAAAGCCCAGCCCUCGGGUGACGAAGCGACAGAAGGGUGCCGCCGCCUGA
Messenger RNA from Penicillium bovifimosum, 2004 nucleotides. RefSeq names its product LIM domain-binding protein. NCBI's taxonomy places the organism in Eukaryota, Fungi, Ascomycota, Eurotiomycetes, Eurotiales, Aspergillaceae. Gene Ontology annotation, biological process: positive regulation of transcription by RNA polymerase II; negative regulation of transcription by RNA polymerase II. The record is from RefSeq and is a predicted model, not a curated record. The transcript has 2 exons. Bases 1 to 2004 code for a protein of 667 amino acids. Gene Ontology annotation, cellular component: nucleus; transcription regulator complex.